Messenger RNA from Pisolithus orientalis, 621 nucleotides. RefSeq lists its product as uncharacterized. Bases 1 to 621 code for a protein of 206 amino acids. The transcript has 5 exons. The record is from RefSeq and is a predicted model, not a curated record. Lineage: Eukaryota; Fungi; Basidiomycota; Agaricomycetes; Boletales; Pisolithaceae.
AUGGCAAUAACAGCAGGAGAGGGGGCCUACAAUCAUCUUGGUGAAAAGUAUGUCAACAGUGACUGGCAGCCUGUGCUGAAGGCCAUCAUGGAAUCUGAAGAUGAUGAUACAGCACUCAAUGCAGUCUCAGCUCACCACACUGCUGCAUUGUCUCACUAUGGGAUCAAAAUCUGCAUUCCUGUGCUUGUGGCAAUCUCCAAUCCUGCACAGAAGCCAAACCAACUUGCCUUGGUGGAAUCCAAAGUGAUGGAAUCUGUCCAUUGCUUAAAGGAAAGGAAUUGCAUUUUUGGCAAGCUGCCAUCUGUUGAUGAACUAGUUGAGCCACCAGAAGAAAGGGAACUCCCAGAGUUCAUAUUGGAUGGGAGUAACAAAGCCAUUGCUGAUGCAGUGCACUCAGAGACAGCUGUGGAAAAUGGUGAGGUCAUUGACAUCAAUGACAGUGAUGACAGUGACGAAGGCAACUCCAGAGAUGUCAUGGUGCCAUCUCACAGUAUGGGUUGGUUACUCUAUGUCACAAUUGUAACUAUUUUUGGUAGACCCACUAUGAUGCAUUAUGAGGUAUUCUACUCCAUAUUAGGCAUUUCUGUGCCUUGGAAUGGUAUUCAGGAUGAUUUGGUGUGA